AUGACAGCGGCUGCAGCAAUCGUGUUAGGAGGCUGCUCAGUCAGCUCCCAAUAUGAAGCGACGACCGACCGACCCAUGUUGUUUACAACUCUCCAUAACGCCAUUGAAAGUAGAAACAUUGGCAGGCAGCGACGUCGCCACCCUUUUACCCUUUCUUUCUUUCUUUCUUUCUUUCUUUCUUUCUUUCUUUCUUUCUUUCUUUCUUUCUUUCUUUUACUGUUGCAUUUUUAUUGCUUUUUUACGUCUAUUUCUCUUUAUUUAUUAUUGAAAUUCUUGGUAUUUUUUAGCAUUCUCAUCUUUUUCCCCAUUUUCAUUCACUUUUUCUGUUUCUCCUCUUUCUUUCUUUUUUCUUUUUUCUUUUUUCUUUUUUCUUUCUUUCUUUAUUUCUUUCUUUCUUAUCGCUGUCUUUCUUUUAACGUUGUUCUAUUUAUUUUUAUUAUUGAAGUUUGUAUUUUCUUUAGAAUUCUCAUCUUUCUUCCAAUUUUCUUUCACCUAUUUAUCCUUCCCCUUCUCUUUCUUUCUUUCUUUCUUUCUUUCUUUUUCUUUCUUUCUUUUGUUUUCAUAGAUUAUUUUCUUUUAACAUCUUUCCAUUCAUCUUUAUUAUUGCAACUCUUCUUUUUUUUACCAUUUCUUUUCUACCUAUCUCUUCUUCCUUUCUCUUCUUUCCGACAAUUUCUCUUUCAUUGUCUUUUCGAUAUACAUUCACUUCAACGUUACAUUUCUUUCACUUUUUUCUUCACUCAUUUUUCCUUAUUUAUUCUUCUGUUUUCAAUUACCUUCUUUUUAUUCUUCUUUUUACUGCAACUUCCAAUUUUCUUCUUUUUAGUGUUUUUCUCGCUCUUUUUUCUAUUAUCUUGCCAUUUUUUUCGGUUUCACACUCUCUAA
Acanthosepion pharaonis is the source of this 885-nucleotide messenger RNA. Lineage: Eukaryota; Metazoa; Mollusca; Cephalopoda; Sepiida; Sepiidae. The record is from the annotation of a GenBank genome assembly.